Molecule: messenger RNA, 1671 nt
Organism: Strongylocentrotus purpuratus (purple sea urchin)
Lineage: Eukaryota; Metazoa; Echinodermata; Echinoidea; Camarodonta; Strongylocentrotidae
Product: serine/threonine-protein phosphatase with EF-hands 2-like
Exons: 2
Coding region: 62-526 (154 amino acids)
Cellular component (GO): cytosol; nucleus
Molecular function (GO): calcium ion binding; protein serine/threonine phosphatase activity
Source: RefSeq, a predicted model, not a curated record
ACUAAACCAUAUCUUUCACAUUCCCCCAGGUUUCAUCACAUCAACCCAGUGGGCCAGGACUAUGGAAGAGAUCCUAGACCUGUCUAUCCCCUGGAGAACCUUGAAGACUAAGAUGUGCAGGAUGAAUGAGAAUGGGUUGAUUGAAUACGAUUCUUGCCUUGAGAUGGAGCUGCAAUACAGUGGUGAGAAAGGAGGUCCUAGUGUUACAGAGACUCUGUACAGGAACAAGAAUGCCUUGGAGACUAUCUUCAGGGUCAUGGAUAAAGACCAUUCAGGUUGUAUCAGCAUGGAAGAGUUCCAGGAUGCCUGUCAGCUUCUGAGUAAACACAUCGGUAGCAACAUCCCUCCAGAGACUGUCAAGGACAUGGCUCAAUCUAUAGAUAUCAACAAGGAUGGUAACAUUGAUUUCAAUGAGUUCCUUGAGGCAUUCCGUCUUGUUGAUACCCAGGACAUCAAGCUGGAUGGACAGACCUCCAUGCAGAACUCACCAGCUCAUGUAGCGAAUGGAGAGAACAAUAAAGUUUAGACCUUGGGUUGACUUAGAACUUCAGGAACACCUUAACGCAGAACUCACCAAGUUCCUGUAACUAUUGGGAAGGGUGUAAUCUUUAGACCUUAAGUUGACACAGAAUCGCAGGAACUGCUCGAUGUAUAAUUCACAGGAUCCUGGAGAGAACUAUUAUCAGCUGUAGGCCUUUUGUCUGCAUGGUGGACACUGAAUUGGAGAACCAUUUCAAUGCCAAAGACAAAGACUUAUGUGAAGCCAUUGGAGACUGAUCAACUUAAGGCAUUUAGUAACAUCAAUGGAAGCACCAGCAACUUGUUCAACGCAGAAUCUACUGGUUAAUGCAGUUAAAAGAGAGGGUGAUGAAGUUUAAUCCUACAGACUCCCUGUCUACCGGUAGUCAACAGCCAUGGUUAUAGAGCAACAGGGCACUUGCAUGACAGUUCCUUUAAUACACCAGAUAACAGACCAUAUCUUUUUUGUCUAGUUGUUACUGCUGUCUUUUUAUCACCUAUAAUGUAUAUAGACAAAGAAAUAAACAUGUAGAGUUUUACUUUAUAUAGAUAUUAAUAAUACAGUUUCGUAUGUUUUGGCAUAGCCUUUCUGCUUGAAAUCUCAGUAUUCAGUCGAAAAUAAUGCACCGCUCUUGACCAUUAUCUGUUGAAGGUUAAAGGUCAUAGGUCAUCUUAGACAACUCUGAAGUUCCUUCAAGUUACUGCAGUAAUUUCUUUCUUCUUCUUUAGUGCAGCUGUGUGCUAUUUGUAUUUAUGGGGAUUUUUGUAUUAUUAUUUUUUUAAUUAAUUUUAAUAAAUCUUAUUCAGAUACCAAAUUUAUGGGAAUAGAUGUGUGGAUACUUAUUAUUGAAAAAACUACAAGAAAAAAAAAAAAACAAGGAACGCUUGUUAACUUGUUGGAAAUGUUUUUUUAUUUCAAAUGGGUAUGAUGUUGAGUUGAUUUGGUUUUCUAUUCAAUCCGAUGAUAGGUACGGCAUUGUGUAUUGAUUGACUAAAUUUUAAACACAAUGCUAGUAGGUCGUUUUCAAGGAAAUAAUAGCAGAUCAAUAAUGAGGACUGAAAGAAAAUGAUUUAGUUGACUUUUGUAAGAGUAUUUAUUGCUUUCUGGGUUACAAAUGAUGCUGGUCAUGAAUAAAAUAGGGCUAGUCAUGG